Messenger RNA from Trichoderma breve, 531 nucleotides. RefSeq lists its product as uncharacterized. Bases 1 to 531 code for a protein of 176 amino acids. Lineage: Eukaryota; Fungi; Ascomycota; Sordariomycetes; Hypocreales; Hypocreaceae. The transcript has a single exon. The record is from RefSeq and is a predicted model, not a curated record.
AUGUCACAAAAAAUCAACUCCAAGAAUUUGUCGUACAAUUCCUCUCUCCCACCUUUCCUUGCAGCUCUCCGGGCCCAAGCAUCCGGCGCUUCAGGGCCGGACCCGAUUCUCUCAGCACAGCGCCGCGGUGGGAAGAAGCGAUCCAGCAGCGAAGAAGCAGAAGAUAAUCCGUUGAUUGUCGAUGAAGAUGGAAACACGAUUGGGGAUUUCAAGGUCAACAAGGACGGCACUGUAGAGGAAACACCAAAUGAGGAAGCCGAGAAAGACGCCAAGGACGGAGCUUUAGACGCAGAGCAGAACAAGACGAAUAAAGGCGAAUCGGAACCAGCCAAAGCUUCGAUAGGAGGAAGGAAACGCAAAGUCGGCAAAGUGAUUGGAGACGAUGCCCAUGACGAUGAUGUCAGGCCUUCUACAGAGAAGAAGAGUGAGGCCACAAAGAAAGGCACAGAUGAUGCCGAGCAGGCUUCCAACCGCAAGACCAAGAAGAAGGCAAAGAAGAUCAAACUGAGCUUUGACGAGGAGGAGGGCUGA